Aspergillus steynii IBT 23096 is the source of this 3315-nucleotide messenger RNA. Its product is annotated as DNA repair protein RAD16. Lineage: Eukaryota; Fungi; Ascomycota; Eurotiomycetes; Eurotiales; Aspergillaceae. The record is from RefSeq and is a predicted model, not a curated record. Gene Ontology annotation, molecular function: metal ion binding; ATP binding; ATP-dependent chromatin remodeler activity. The transcript has 12 exons. Bases 234 to 3134 code for a protein of 966 amino acids.
GGGCGGACAAAGAAAAAUCGACUGACCUGUUCCUUGGAUCCACCGACCGCCGCUGGUUGCCUGCCAGGCAGGCAAAAAGUAAGGUACAGGAAACCUACUCGCCACCUGCAGGGCCUUCCCCUGCCAAUCAUCAAUCACUUCGUCCUUCGUGCUUCUUUCACUUCUCUUCCUUGCACUCUCCCUGCCUUGCAUCUCCCAUCCCCCGAAGCUGCACUUCUCCUUUUCUUGCUAUCAUGGGGAGAAGGUCGUCUGCAGUGAGGCCUGGAACCUCCUCCACGGCAGAUCCCUCGUCUUUGCCACGACGCACGUCCUUGAGAUUAGCCCGGUCUUCGUCCGCCCAGACCAAUGCGCGACAGAUCGAUCAUUCCUCCACACAUGAAGACGUGACUGCGCCGACUGGCCCUGUCGCAGUUCAUCAGAAUGACAAGCCUGCGGCCCUAGAAGUUGCCAUCCCCUUGAAGCGGCGCACAUCCUCCCGCUCUUCGUCCACAUCGACGUCCGGAAAUGGGACUAACGAUUACAACACUCCGGCGACCAGUGUUGCCAUGACUCCUGCGGAAUCAGAAGUCCCACGGCCGAAGACAAGAGUGAGCGCGUCUGCUCGCGCCCGAGAGUUACACUCGAGCACCAUGUCUCUGAACCCGCGCAGGGGACGCAAGAGAACUAUAACCGCUACUGUCGCGGAGGAUACCACCCCCGAGGCCUCGGAUGCAGCCCUGGCUCGGACUCUGCAACUUCAGGAAUACCAGGCCCCGCUUUCGAAACGGCGAAAAGUGCUCGAAAGUGUUAAAUCGGAGAUUCGAGAUUCCGACGACGACAGCGCCUUGACAGAGCUCGAUUACGAUGACGAUGCCAACGAGGCUGAGUCUGAGCAGUGGCAGCCGCCACGCAAUUCUCGAGGUUCUCUCCGGUCAGCGAAGAAACCGCUAGUUGCGGACAGCGAAGAUAGUAACUUCGAUACGGAUGAUAUGUCUCAAGGUGACGAUGAUGAUGACAGUCGCCAAAGCGAUCAAGAGCCAACUAGCCAAAUGCCAUCCAACGAGGGAAGGCCCUUGUACUCGCAGAGCGGGUCUAGAAACCGAAGCACAGCAAAUACUAGGGGCCAUGGGCGAGGUCGGAGACAGGCUCCCAGAUCUUCUGAAGCGGCGCCGACUCCGUCACAGACGUGGAUGAGCUACCGUGCGUUCAGGGAGCGAAAGAAACUUGAAAAGCAACAUCCGUAUAUCAUAAAGAUGUGGGAGGAUUUAAGAAAUGCGCCCCCAAUAACACCGGUGGCUGCCGAACAACCUCCAAGUAUAUCGCGAACCCUGAAGUCUUUCCAACUCGAAGGGUUGAAUUGGAUGAUGCGACAAGAAAAGUCACAGUAUAAGGGAGGUCUCUUGGGUGACGAGAUGGGCAUGGGCAAGACUAUCCAGGCGGUUUCCCUACUCAUGUCGGACUAUCCAAUCGGCAAGCCGUCCCUGGUUGUUGUCCCCCCGGUCGCUCUAAUGCAAUGGCAAUCUGAGAUCAAGGAAUACACCAAUGGCCAAUUGAAGGUUUUGGUUUAUCACAACUCUAACCCUAAGGUCAAAACUCUCGCCAAGGAAGAUCUGCAGGCCUACGAUGUUAUCAUGAUAUCUUACUCUGGUCUAGAGUCAAUCCAUCGAAAGGAAUGGAAGGGGUGGAACCGCCAUGACGGGAUUGUGAAGGAAGACAGCGUGAUUCAUUCUAUCGAUUACCACCGGCUUAUUCUUGACGAGGCACACAGUAUCAAGCAACGUACCACGAGUGUUGCCCGCGCAUGCUUUGCCCUGAGAGCUAACUACAAAUGGUGCCUAUCUGGCACCCCGGUCCAAAAUCGAAUUGGCGAGUUCUUCUCUCUCCUGCGAUUCUUGGAAGUCCGUCCGUUUGCCUGUUAUUUCUGUAAACAAUGCAAAUGCCAGCAACUUCAUUGGUCUCAAGACGCCGAGAAACGAUGCACUGAAUGCAGACAUAGCGGAUUCAGUCAUGUCUCGGUGUUCAACCAGGAGAUCUUGAAUCCAAUUACGGAAAGGGACAACGUCGAAGCCCGCCGAGAGGCUUUGUCGAAGCUGCGGCUUAUCACUGAUAGAAUUAUGCUCCGACGUGUCAAGCGGGACCACACGGCUUCUAUGGAACUCCCGCCAAAACGGGUCAUUCUGCACAAUGAGUUCUUUGGUGAAAUCGAACGCGAUUUCUCCCAAAGUAUCAUGACCAACUCUACCCGGCAAUUCGACACGUACGUGAGCCGCGGAGUGAUGUUAAACAACUAUGCCAAUAUCUUUGGGUUGAUCAUGCAAAUGCGACAAGUUGCAAACCACCCCGAUUUGAUCUUGAAGAAACAUGCCGCCAGUGGGCAAAACGUACUGGUUUGCGGCAUCUGUGAUGAACCGGCCGAGGAAGCCAUCCGGUCGCGCUGCCAUCACGAGUUCUGCCGCCGGUGCGCCAAGGACUAUAUGCGGUCAUUUGAUGCCGAGACGAUCGUCGAUUGUCCGCGGUGCCAUAUACCGUUGUCCAUCGACUUUGAGCAGCCGGACAUCGAGCAGGAAGAGGAGUUCAUCAAGAAGAACUCGAUCAUCAACCGGAUUCGGAUGGAGGACUGGACCUCGUCGACGAAGAUCGAGAUGCUUGUCUACGACCUCUACAAGCUGCGGAGCAAAAAGCAGACGCACAAGUCGAUUGUCUUCUCGCAGUUCACGUCGAUGCUCCAACUCGUUGAGUGGCGUCUGCGUCGAGCCGGAUUCAACACGGUCAUGCUCGACGGCUCCAUGACGCCGGCCCAGCGGCAGAGGUCGAUCGAUUACUUCAUGAACAACGUUGACGUCGAGGUCUUUCUCGUCUCGCUCAAGGCGGGCGGCGUGGCUCUGAAUUUGACGGAGGCGUCGCGGGUAUUUAUCGUUGAUCCAUGGUGGAAUCCGGCUGCGGAGUGGCAGAGCGCGGACCGGUGUCAUCGGAUCGGUCAGCGUCGACCCUGCGUCAUCACCCGACUGUGCAUCGAGGACUCGGUCGAAUCCCGGAUCGUUCUGCUGCAGGAGAAGAAGGCGAACCUCAUCAACGGCACCAUCAACAAGGAUCAGGGAGAGGCGCUGGAAAAGCUCACUCCCGAGGAUAUGCAGUUUUUGUUUCGGGGAUCGUGAAGGGGGCAAGACCGACGGAGAGGAGAGGAUGAUGCAUGUCGGAAAAUGAGAUCGACAGCCAGGAUCAGGUGGUGGUAGAAUUAGGCAUGCUAGUACCUCCAAAGAAUCGAUAGUGACGGGGUUAAUGAAAGCGCCCGGGCAGGAAGAUAAGUCCUUAAUCCCAGGCCAUCCUUGCAUGCGA